Molecule: messenger RNA, 2022 nt
Organism: Eurytemora carolleeae
Lineage: Eukaryota; Metazoa; Arthropoda; Copepoda; Calanoida; Temoridae
Product: porphobilinogen deaminase
Exons: 11
Coding region: 46-1095 (349 amino acids)
Biological process (GO): heme biosynthetic process
Cellular component (GO): cytoplasm
Molecular function (GO): hydroxymethylbilane synthase activity
Source: RefSeq, a predicted model, not a curated record
UUUAAAAUGUCUUUGAUUGUAUUUCAGGUGUAAUCUCAAGUAAAAAUGGCUGGUGAAGGAAGUUUACUAAGGGUCGGGUCUAGAAAGAGUGAACUUGCUUUAAUUCAAACUAAAUAUGUGAUUUCACUUCUACAGAAGAUUAGACCCGAAAUUCAGUUUGAGCUGGUCACCAUGGCUACGACAGGAGAUAAGGUUCUUGACGUUGCUCUCUCGAAGAUAGGAGAGAAGUCCUUGUUUACAAAGGAACUAGAGAUUGCAUUAGAGAAGAAGGAAGUAGAUUUUGUCGUACAUUCUUUAAAGGAUUUGCCGACUAUUCUACCCGAAGGAAUGGUUAUUGGCUCUGUUCUGGAAAGAGAAGAUCCAAGAGAUGCUGUUGUGAUGAAGCAAGGAUCAGCAUUCUCCUGCUUAGCUGACCUUCCCCCCGGGGCUGUCAUAGGCACAAGUUCGUUAAGGCGGUCUGCUCAGCUCAAGCUCAACUUUCCACAGCUUAAAUUUCAGGAUAUUCGUGGUAAUCUGAAUACACGGUUGAGGAAACUAGACGAUAAGGAUGGAGUCUACGCAGCAAUUAUUCUAGCUGUAGCUGGAAUAUCAAGGAUGGGUUGGAUAGACAGGAUUAGUGAAUAUCUAGAACCUAGUUCUUGUAUGCAUGCUGUAGGACAGGGAGCUUUAGGAGUAGAGUGUAGAGAAGGAGAUGUAGAAACUUUAAACCUUCUCUCAUCUCUUCAUCAUAGAGAAACAGUUUUGCGCACAGUGGCGGAGAGAUCCUUUCUGCGCGUGCUUGAAGGCGGUUGCUCAGUACCUGUGGCGGUAACUUCAAGGGUGACAGAGGCGGGUAUAUCCCUGGAUGGUGGGGUUUGGUCUAUUGACGGAACGAAGAGUGUCUCUGGUACAAAUUCCGUCGUGUUUAAGAAUUCUACUGAUGCUCUGAAACAACGGUCUUAUGUCGGAAUUUCCGCCAACCAAAUAGAGGCGGAGAUACUUUCCGGGGCGGAGCUAUGCGGUCGAGAACUGGCGGAGCUUCUUAUAUCUAAAGGGGCGGAGCCGAUUCUCAAAGAGGCGAAGGCUCAAUCUGUGAUGGCAGAGCCUGUAAAAUAGUUGCUCAAUUUAUGCAUUUCUGUAGUCGAUACUUAGUUAGCCUUAUCUUCUUUUCAUGAAUGUAACAUCUUAAUCAGCUUAAAAAGGGUAUUUUUAGGUUUAUUUCUCACUUUUUAUAAGCUAAAGUUAUCUUAAUAAGACGUCGAAGAAAAGGCUCAUAAUUCUCUAGAUCAGUUUUAUAUGAAUUAUCUAUUUCAUAAUCUUCAAAUUUGAGUUUUACAUUAUAUUUAGGUUUGAUACAGUAGGGCUCAUAAAAAUGGGGUGUAUGACGACGACAUUUGUUAACAUUUGAUCGUUGAUGUGAAGCUUUACCAUUGCUUGAAAAUCAAUUUAAAAGUCACAGGGUGUGUGUACACUGUGACCAUUGUCAAAUUGCUGUGUUUUAUGUUUAUUGGACUAUUUUAGAUCAUAAUUUGAGUCUUACCGUCAUCUUCCUGUUCCUCAGUUUCAUGGGUCCCGCUGUACAUUCUAACAAUAGUUUACUUUGCAGUGGAAAACUUUGUAAAGGCCUUUUACAUUUAUAAAAUCUUAAAAGUUUCUAAACGGGUGAUGUUAUGCAUUAGAUGCAGCUCGUCUGUGAUAAAGGUUAUUUAUUUUAAAUUUGAAUUUGAAUUUCAUUUUUAAAAGAGAGUUUGUUGGCUUUAUGUUCGGCCUUUUAUACUCUUGUACUGUACAUUUUUGUAUUAGUUCUUAUGCAAUUGCCUUUUACUAGAUCUGAACUACCUUACAGGGAUUAUUUUUGUUAUGUAAACGAUGUGUCAAAUUGCUCACAAUUAUAUUAUUUUUAUAUAGAUAGUUAGAAAAUUAUUACCGUUCAAACUUGUUACAUUUUCAUCUCAGUUUAAACCCAGUUGAUCUGUCCUGUGAAUCUCUCAGAAGAUUUUAUGUUUUAAAAUACUAUAUAUAUUUUUUAAAUUUACAGAAAAA